This is a messenger RNA of Diutina rugosa, 1395 nucleotides long. RefSeq names its product Mrs7p (gene MRS7). The record is from RefSeq and is a predicted model, not a curated record. Gene Ontology annotation, biological process: intracellular monoatomic cation homeostasis. Gene Ontology annotation, cellular component: mitochondrial inner membrane. Bases 1 to 1395 code for a protein of 464 amino acids. Lineage: Eukaryota; Fungi; Ascomycota; Pichiomycetes; Serinales; Debaryomycetaceae. Gene Ontology annotation, molecular function: ribosome binding. The transcript has a single exon.
AUGUACGCUCUCCGGAUCAUUGGCCGAACAACCCCUCUCUUGCGGACGCCGCGGUACCCGCUCCGCCCGCUCGUGGCCCUGGUUCGCUGCCAGCUGACCCAGGCGCCCCACAAACCGCUGAAAACCCCGGAGGCCGCCGCCACCGCCAAAGCCACCCUGGAACCCUCAAAAGACGAUAAACCCGCCGUCGCCGCUACCCUGAAGGAAGUGCUGCAUCCUGAGGAGACGCUGGUGGCCAAAACCGAAGACAAGGCGCCGAAAAAGCCGUUGUGGGACCGGAUUAAGGUCGAGGCCCAGCACUACUGGGACGGGACCAAGUUGUUGGGGUACGAGAUCCGGGUGCUGACCAAGUUGUUGAUGAAGUACGUUGCCGGCUACGCCUUGACGCGGAGAGAGCUGAACCAGUUGCAGAGAACGCUUGUCGACGUGCUGAAGUUGUUGCCGUUCGCCAUGUUCGUCCUCAUCCCCUUUGCCGAGCUCUUGUUGCCGGUGGCGCUCAAAGUGUUCCCCAACUUGUUGCCGCUGACGUACGAGCUGAAGCUGGACCGCCUAAAGAAGCGCAACAAGCUCUCGAAGACCCGGGCCCUGGCGCUGGAGUACAUCAAGAACACGUUAGAGGAGGGGGGGCUUACAUUGCUGAAAAAGAUUACCGACAAGGAGAAGGAAGCGUUCGUGCUGUUCUUCGACGAGAUCUCAGCCGGUAAGAACCCCAGCCGCGACCAUUUGGUGCAAGUGGCGCGUCUCUUCAAAAAUGACCAGGUAUUGGACAACUUGAGCCGCAACCAGUUGGUGGCGAUGUGCAAGUACAUGCAGAUCCGGCCGUUUGGCUCGGACGCGAUCUUGCGCUACCAGAUCCGCCACCGGUUGCUUAACAUCAUCAAGGACGAUAAGGCGAUCGACUACGAAGGCGUCGAGCUGUUGCUGAUCCCCGAGUUGCAGAUUGCGUGCUCGCAGCGGGGGAUCAAGACCGUCGACGUGAGCCCGGCACGGUUAAGAGAAGACCUCGAGACGUGGCUCAACUUGCGUCUUCGCCAGAAGAUCCCACUGACGCUCUUGAUCCUCCUGAACUCGUACGCCUACGGCGACAAGCUGCACCUGAUCGACACCUACUACGACGCGUUGUUGGCGGUGUUGCUGUCGAUCCCCGACGAGGUCUACAACGUCGCCAAGGCGCAAUUGCUGGACGACUCCAAGCUCAAGCUCAACAUCUUGAAGGAGCAGGACGAGUUGAUCAACGAGGAAAACGAGAGAGAAAAGGGCACCAUCAACGCCGUCAAGGACGACAUCAAGCUCGACGAGUACGAAGAAACCGCCACCGACGGCCUCAAUGUCGUCCCCGACGAGGACCCCGACGUGGUUACGCUGAAGGCGGUCGAGGCCCCCGUGCAGAAGUAG